Messenger RNA from Pseudogymnoascus destructans, 936 nucleotides. RefSeq lists its product as uncharacterized. The record is from RefSeq and is a predicted model, not a curated record. Gene Ontology annotation, molecular function: hydrolase activity, hydrolyzing O-glycosyl compounds. Lineage: Eukaryota; Fungi; Ascomycota; Leotiomycetes; Thelebolales; Thelebolaceae. Gene Ontology annotation, biological process: glucan catabolic process. The coding region runs from base 1 to 936 and encodes 311 amino acids. The transcript has a single exon.
AUGCCUUCCUUACAAACUCUCAUUCCAGCUGCAGCCAUUGCCUGGCUUGUAGGUACUGCAAGCGCUGCCUACACACUCCAAGAUGUCUACGACUCCACCAACUUCUUCGACGGGUUUAAUUUCCACGAUGGCCCUGACCCAACCAACGGCUUCGUUGACUAUGCCAAUGCUGAGACUGCAAACAAUGCUGGGCUCGCCGGGCUCUCUCAGGACGGCGUCUACAUGGGAGUUGACCACACCACGAUGAGCCCGCCGAAUGGACGCGCAUCUGUUCGCGUCGAGUCCCAAAAGCAAUACACCCUGGGACUCUUCAUUGCCGAUAUCAAGCACAUGCCUGGCGCAGAGUGUGGAUCCUGGCCUGCCUUCUGGACAUACGGUCCAGACUGGCCCAAUGCUGGUGAAAUAGAUAUCAUGGAGGGCGUCAACACUCAAUUGACCAACGACGUUACCCUUCACACAUCGGGAAGCUGUUCCAUGAACAACCCUAACUCCCAGCUAGGCUCUGUCCUCAGUAACGCCGACUGCAGUGGCACUAGGGGAUGUGGUCAGGCAACCAUCGAUCCAUCAAACUACGGGACCGGCUUCAACACCAUCGGUGGUGGAGUUUAUGCGAUGGAGUGGACAAAUGAGGUUAUCGCAGUAUAUUUCUUCCCACGCUAUGCCAUCCCGGACGACAUCAAUUCUGGCAACCCCGAUCCGAGCACCUGGGGCACCCCCCUGACCAACUUUGUCGGUGACAGCUGCAACAUUGGCUCCCACUUCAAGAAUCACUAUAUCGUAUUCGACACGACGUUCUGUGGAGACUGGGCCGGCGGUGUUUGGGGAGAUCAGUGCGGUGCUCGGGCCGCAACCUGCGAGGACUUUGUGAGCCAGAACCCAGCGGCGUAUGAAGAGUCGUAUUGGCUUGUCAACUCUGUCAAGGUAUACACCAACUGA